AGCAACUAUUUAGACAAUAAAAAUAGAUGUAAACAAUGCUGUAUUUAUAAACCGCCCGAAAGAACCAAACAAUAACAGAACGAUUUUCUUUUCAGUGGGAAGGAUGCUUCAGAACACAUUGGAUUUGUUAAUAACGUUUUCAUUUAGCGCCAAACAUAUCGGAUUUUAUUUUUUAUCUAAAACCCCGGACUUUAUAAUUUGACAAGCAGAAUGUCAGCGUUAGAGCUCUUCUUCCGACAGAGCUGUAGCAGAGAAGCAGACGAGAUCACACAAGGAACACCGAUCUACAAACAGCGCGCUUCGUGGGGCCACUUCUCAGAUACAAGUAUGGAAUUGGCUGCCGCCCCUCCCGGUAUUACGGACCUUCUCACUCAAAGGACAAUUUUGGAGCACUUGUUUCUGAAAAGACCCACGGAGGGCGAGUUUUGGUACGUGAUUGUCGCCGAAUGGAUUGAACAGCUCAAACGGUACAUUGGCUUGCCCACAACGCGGAAGUUUUAUCAUCAGCGGACGAACCCUGGUCCGAUAAUUACCCGACGUGACUACGCACAUACCGUUGACGUAGUACACGAGGACGCAUGGCGUAUGAUGGUCCAGUGGUAUGGACUGACAGAAGGUCACAAACCAAUCAAACUUGUUGUGUAUAACUACAGGCGGGGACCGGAAAUUGAGCACAACCAAAACUCUUUCAAGGUGAUGCUAAGCGUUUCAUCGCUAGAAGACUUCCAUCAUGUCAAAUUCAGCAAAAUGGAGAAAGUUGGCCAUAUUGAAUAUAAAAUUCGUCAGCUGUACUGUAUUCCAAAAGACCAGCAAUCAAGAAUCUGGGUUAAAACGGACACAGACAGUGAAUGGCGACUUUUGCUGAACCGCGACAAAACUAUAGGUAAAUGCCUGGACAUUGAUUCGGACUUCGUUCGUCCAACUGUAGCACUUGAAAUUUGCGUCGAAGACGAAAAAUGGGUCAACGCUCCCCAAGACGCGACAGAAAUCCAGGAAAGCCCAACAGGUCCCCUGUACGAGCACAACAUCUUCACGGACCUCACCAGCAGCUGGGAGGUUGAUAUCCACGAGCAGAUAGACCACAUCGGCAAAAGCUUGGUGGAUAACCUCCAUGUCAACUUCAGCGCUUUCGUUCAGAAAGCCCGGGAGUUUGUUGAUGAACGGGACUACCAUCUACGUCAGAGAGAACGUGACAUUUACCUCCGAGAGACGUUCAUUGAGGACCUCACCGAGAAACUGGAGGACAAAGAAAAAGUUCUCGACGCUCAGUUGGAGUCUUGUGAGAGACAACUGAAUGAGUGUGACAGACGUAAAAAGGAGAUUGAAGUUGAAUGUAAGAAACAACGAGAGGAAUUGGAUCGCCUUGAAGAGCGACGGAGGACCGAGUUCAAAGCACUGAAAGAGAACUUUGAAAUGGAGCGAGACAAGUUUCAUUCAGAAUUACAGCGGAUGUCAGAAAUGUACAAAAUCCAGGACAAUCGCAUCAAACUGGAUAUUGGAGGUCAGCUGUUUACGACGUCAUUAACGACCUUGAACCGUGACCCAGAAUCGAUGCUAGCCGCCAUGUUUAGUGGACGCCACGAACUGAAAAAAGAAGAUAAUAGCGGAAGUUACUUCAUUGACAGGGACGGAACGCACUUCCGAUAUAUUCUGAAUUUUUUGAGGGACGGCGAAAUCAAGGACGGCACGAUUCCAGAGAACCCUAACUUAUGGCGAGAACUGUUAACGGAAGCCGAGUACUACCAGAUACAGGGCCUUGUGGGAUAUCUCCAGUCACUGCUCCAUAACCUUCCGCAGCGAGUUGAAUCCCCUGUCAGUGAUACAACUUUUGUAUGAAUAUGCUACACAAUCUAGACCCUCCUCCUCGCUCCAAAGACAAGGUCUGUCCCGCUUUGCACACCCCUUUCGGCUUUCAGCCAAGUACGCCAAAGUCCGUCUUAGUUCUCUCAACAUUUUCGACAUUUUGUGUUCUAAGUCUUGACAAUUACUUGUGACGGUGUAAGCAGACAGUACUAAGCAAGUAAUUCUUUAUUUGAUUGAUCAGCACAUAUAAAUGAACAACUCUGUAAAAUAAAUGAUUUAUAAAUAAAUAAAAUGCAUGUGAUAAACAGGUAAGAUUAAUAGGAAAUAAUAUUUAGGAACAGAAUGAUUUUUAAUAAACGAAACGCAAUUCAGUUAUAAUUUUUUAAAAGCAGAUAUACGCAACCUUGAAAUUCCCCUUAUUGCACUCUUGGACUGUUAUUCUACAUAUUCAUUUUUUUUUAAGUGAGCUGUUUAACACACAUGCAUUGAAAAAUUCGUAUUAUAUGGCAUGUGAAAUAAAGAUUAAAGAAGCUUUGCAAUCAAA
Molecule: messenger RNA, 2347 nt
Organism: Magallana angulata
Lineage: Eukaryota; Metazoa; Mollusca; Bivalvia; Ostreida; Ostreidae
Exons: 3
Coding region: 211-1836 (541 amino acids)
Biological process (GO): protein homooligomerization
Molecular function (GO): cysteine-type deubiquitinase activity; protein binding
Source: RefSeq, a predicted model, not a curated record